Cucurbita moschata (crookneck pumpkin) is the source of this 1238-nucleotide messenger RNA. RefSeq lists its product as uncharacterized. The coding region runs from base 402 to 722 and encodes 106 amino acids. The transcript has 3 exons. The record is from RefSeq and is a predicted model, not a curated record. Lineage: Eukaryota; Viridiplantae; Streptophyta; Magnoliopsida; Cucurbitales; Cucurbitaceae.
UAAUCAAACCUCAGGCGCAUGAUCAGGUUAAGGGGUUGAUGAUUGCAGCUGUAAUGACAGGAACAGUGAUGUGUAAAAAAGAUACAUUUGUAAGCAAAUGAGGGAUAAUGUUGGCGGUGGGAAAAUGAAGGCAUAAAGCGGCCUCGUGGAGUUGGCCAAUGAAGAAGGUUCAAACGAAAGGGAUUGAAGGAUAUGAUUUAGUGUAAUGGUGACAUGUUAGGUUAGUGAUUGGAUUUCGAAUUGAGGAAAGCAGGGUGGGUCCCUGUCACAGUCAAGCUGAUAAUUGGAACGGGUCAAGUCAAAAGAGUCGAGCGGCCUAAUGAAUCGCUGAGCUCUUUGGAGGGCUUUCACUUGUCAAAACGGUGGUAAAGCAGUGGUCUGGGUAUAUCUCUCUCACCUGCAUGUGCUUGCUUUCGAAGAUGGGUGUUCAUGGGAAACAUGUAACUGAAAAGUCCAACGUCGGUGACAACAGAAUCACAAAUGGCAGGGGCAGUACAGCCAUCCAUCUGCAGCUUGCACUGUUGAGAAAAAUCAAAAUUGUUGCAACCCAAUCCACAAUCAGAUUGGGUAGUGAAACCAUGAUGAUUACGGGUGUACUAUUACCCGACCCGACACAAAGCAAAAAACUGGAAGAAAAAAAUAUUCCAUGUGGGGAUCCUGCACACAUGCAGCAUCAUCAGUUAGCAGCAUUUCGAGCAGAAAAGGAAAUGCCCCUCCGCUGACAUUGCCUCUAUUUAAUACCACAAAACUUUGCUAAUCCCAAUUCCCAUAAAUGCUCGAGUGGCAUAAGUAAACGAAGGCGAUUAGCUUUCAGAAUCAAGUUUGACUAAUUCAAAAUGAGUUGUUCGUUACCUCAAAAGGUGGCUAUGAAAAUUGCUGGCUGUGGUGCAUCUCUUGUGUGGGGAACCCAAGUUCUAUGCUAUUAAUUCUGCAAAUGGAACCUGUCGGGAUUUUAAGGCGGUCCAUUCUAAAUUCAACUAUUGUGUACUCUCUAAGCACAAAAGAGAGUGAAAAAAACGAAGGACCCGUGAUUUAACUCCUUUUUCGCUUUAAAUAUGCUUCACCUUAAGCAGCAAAUAAAGAAGGGGAAAAAAAAAAUAUAUGCAAAGAACUAGGAAGUCCAGGCCAUUUAGGCUUUAGCAAAUAUCAGCAAAUUGGGACCAUUGUAAACAUUAAUUGGUGUAAUAUAAUUCGUACACCGCGUCAUUACUAUGCUCUCAAUCAGGUCACUACAAUAU